This is a messenger RNA of Aureobasidium uvarum, 822 nucleotides long. The record is from the annotation of a GenBank genome assembly. Lineage: Eukaryota; Fungi; Ascomycota; Dothideomycetes; Dothideales; Saccotheciaceae.
AUGGCAGCAGUGACUUCGCUCCAAACAACACCAAUGUCUCCUCACGCCUCGUCACCUUCGGCCUCGCCCACAAAGCGCAAGCACUCGCCCUCUCUCUCCAUCGAUCUUAGCAACCUACCUCAACUCACAACAAUCCCCGUACCUUCAAACACACUCAUCAUCACCGGCCUCAACGACCCUGCCAUCUUCGGCGCCACCAACCUCGCAACCAUCAAGGCCGCCCUCGACAGCCACGCAACAACCUACUCCUUCUCACCCCUGAAAUCCUUCCGCCGCAUCAUCGCCUCCUUCUACAAUGUCGACGCCGCAAUCGACAUUCGCACAAAGUUGGAUGGCGAGAACGUGCUCGGUCAGCGCAUCCGUGUCUACUUUGGCGCAGAGACGAAGAUUACCACACAAGAAGAUCAACACUUGAAGGCUCCGUCGACGGGAAAGUUGUUCUUCAUCUCGCCUCCUCCUUCGCCACCCCAUGGUUGGGAGUCUAGGCACGAGGACCCUCCUAACAAGGAGGUUCACGCUGAGGAUCUGGCAGAUGCAUUGCACAGAUUGUCGUCUGUGCCGGAAGAUGAGCAGGUGCAACAUAUCGAGCAAGUCGAGGAAAAGACUGCGCCCGUUUCUGUUCCCGCGGUGCAAAGAAGCAGGGCCGAUUCGAGGACUAUUGUCUAUUCACCUGUUGAGCAGGGCCACUCGCCUCAUCUCCCUGCCAUCGCUGUCGAAGACACUAGCUGUGAGGCAUCACCUGUAGACGAGACUUUUGGCAUGGAUGUACAGAAGCCCUUGGUCCACACCGCUCGUCCUCCCGUCGAGCUCAUGGAGGAGUGA